Molecule: messenger RNA, 1422 nt
Organism: Paraglomus brasilianum
Lineage: Eukaryota; Fungi; Glomeromycota; Glomeromycetes; Paraglomerales; Paraglomeraceae
Source: the annotation of a GenBank genome assembly
AUGCCUGCCCGAAUAACAAGAAAAUACACACAUGAAGAAGUCUCCAAACACAACAUUCCUAACGACCUUUGGCUCAUCCAUAGCAACAAAGUAUAUGACUUGACUGAGUUUGCGGCCGACCACCCUGGCGGUGAACAUUUAAUACAACGUUGGGGCGGAAAAGACGUGACGGACGUAAUGACUGACUUGUCGUCACAUGCACACUCUGAAAUGGCAUACGAAGUACUAGCAGAGCUGUGUAUAGGCGAAGUGGCGGACAGUACGCAUGAAGAAGAGGAAAGAGAGAGCGAGUUGAAAGAAGAGGAUACAGAAAAAACCGAAGAGAAAAUUGAUAACGAAAUCAAUCUUACUCAUCAGAACGAUAUCUCUAAUCCGGUUAACGAAAGCGAGAUCAGAAUACGCCAUACUAAUGGACGUACGGAGGAGAAUAUCCAUAACGUAGCAUCAAACAUCAAAACCGAAUAUGACGGAGGCGCUAUUCACGAUAUCAUCGCACUUGAAGCAUCUGCGAUUUCUCCAAGUAGAGAAAUACAAGCAAACGGCCUUUCGGGUACUAAUACUAGUACUUCCUACAGGAUCUCGCAGUACUCAACUCCAAACCAAGAAUCUUUAACCCUUCACCGCUCAUCGGUUUCUCCGGACUUUCAAACCCCAUCAACCGGUAUCUCAUUCGGCUCUCCCAUGCCAUCUUCCACGCUCAAUUCAGCUAAUUUGUCCCGCAAUUCUCUAGUAUCACCCCGUCCAACCUCUCCCGUCCCUUUCUUUGAUUUCUCUGCCCCGCUGGUCCCACAACUCCUCUCGUCUUCCAUAACAAAGUCACAGUACCUUUCUCUCCUCAGAAACCCUACAUGUCUUCCCUUUCCGAUACGUUUGUUCCGCAACCCAUACCUGGAAUUCCUCUCUACUGCUCCGUGGUAUAUCGUUUUAUUGAUCUGGGUUCCGUGGAUGGUGUACCAUUAUAAGCUAGCCAGAGAUGGACUAGGGAGUUUAGUGUUGGUUACAGUAUUGGUUGGAGUAUAUGCGUGGAUCAUCGUGGAAAGGAAUGCAUAUAAAGCGUUCGAGUGGUGGGAGAAGGAGAGAAAGGAAGAGGAUCUGUUGGCAAUGGUAUGCCAUUUUGCGGCAAAAGGAGUACAUUCGUUGGUUCCAACGGACAAAAACCACCUCGUAACGCCGCCUAUCCUCAGUGCCAUUUUCUUCCAACCUUUUCUUCGCCUGGCUUACAUUUUCCUUCCGCAUUCCAUUGCCCAUGGGCUUAUUUCUGGAAUGAUGCUCGGCUACAUAACGCACGAACUUCUCCAUUACUACUUUCAUCAUGCCACCGUAGAGAAUGACCGUUUGAAGCUAAUGAAAACCGAGCAUUUUGAGUGUCAUCAUGGAAAGAAUAAGAAGACAUAUUACGGGAUUUUAGGAGGUAUCUUUUAA